This is a messenger RNA of Lithohypha guttulata, 1239 nucleotides long. RefSeq lists its product as uncharacterized. The transcript has a single exon. Bases 1 to 1239 code for a protein of 412 amino acids. Lineage: Eukaryota; Fungi; Ascomycota; Eurotiomycetes; Chaetothyriales; Trichomeriaceae. The record is from RefSeq and is a predicted model, not a curated record.
AUGACCAAGCCACAAAUUUCUGGGACAGCAGCACAGAAAAGGCCCAUGGAAUACUCAAAUCCCAGCAGCAAGCAGUCUACGUUGUCAGCGGUAUCUGCGCAUGCUCUGACGGAAUUGCCACCUUCAUUGUGGCCGUCCGAGGUAGUCUAUCUUCAGCUACCCGUAGCAUCGCCUCACUUGAACGACUGCCAACAAAAAUGGCUUCGUCGGAAACCCCGACCGUCCCUUGAAAAGCCCAGCGAAGCUGGCUCGAGCAUAGCUUCCGAACUUCUCACUAUCAGGUUACCUCUUACAAGGGAAGACAUCGAUGCUAGGAUCGAAGUGAAGGAAAUCCAGGAUGAACAGCACCCUGCUCAUGGUCAACUUGGUUUAUUUGCAGAGCGUGAUUUAGCACCUGGGGAACUGAUCGUGCCAUACAUUGGCUAUGUGCACAGCAACACUGGCUCUGAACAAGCACAAUACGAAGCUAAGCAGUUGGAGCACAAUUUACUACUUCCGAAGUUUGAAGAGUCACAGACCACUACCAAAAAUAGUGAUGGUCACGAUGGCUUAGAUCUACCGCAACACAAUCCUACACAACUUCCGAUCGGCUUUUGGGACGCAUCGGAGUACGAUCUCAAUCUCUACCGUGACGAUGAUAUCGAGCUCGCCGUGGAUGCUUCACAGAUGGGUAACGAAGCCCGUUUCUGCAAUGACUAUCGUGGCGUGUCUGCUCAAAUCACAGGUGAGGAGACGAAGCACUGGGACCGACAGUCGAAGCGUUCAGCUAGGAGCUGGAACCAACCUGAAGAUGCCACUGCAAUUGAGGACAAAAAUUAUUACUCCAUGCCCAAUCACAUAGCGAUGCCCAACGCCGAAUUUCGCAGUGUCUGGCUCGAAUGGGAUGCUAACGAUGAUGCAGAAGAUCACAAAACACAGCCUAGGUCUACCUCAGUUGAGGCAGCUGGAAUGGAGCAGGGCAUACGCGAUGUUGUCUUGAGCUGUGCCAGCAAGCAUGAGCAGAGUAGCUCAAAGAAAGAGAUUAAGAAUUCCAGAAAUAUUCAAAAUAAGUCGAAAGAAGCCAAACAUCUCCGGCGUCAACAACGAAGAAACAGGAUCGGCAUGCAGGGCGUUGCUAUCUUUGUUCUCCCGGCUGGAAAAAGCGGCAAGCGCAAGCAUGGCAUUCGAGCUGGCCAAGAGGUCUUGGUCAGUUAUGGCAAAGGCUUCUGGGCGCACCAUGGGAGUACUACGAGUGCUUAG